Messenger RNA from Cyclopterus lumpus (lumpfish), 3907 nucleotides. RefSeq names its product rho GTPase-activating protein 40. Gene Ontology annotation, molecular function: GTPase activator activity. The transcript has 15 exons. NCBI's taxonomy places the organism in Eukaryota, Metazoa, Chordata, Actinopteri, Perciformes, Cyclopteridae. Bases 106 to 2349 code for a protein of 747 amino acids. The record is from RefSeq and is a predicted model, not a curated record. Gene Ontology annotation, biological process: regulation of small GTPase mediated signal transduction; signal transduction; regulation of actin filament polymerization. Gene Ontology annotation, cellular component: cytoplasm.
UGAGGGUGCAAGUGUAUCUGCAGCUGAGUGUGUCCCAUUGUUGUCAGGGAACAGUUGUACCAUCUCGUGUUGAGUCCUCCAUAAGAAAACGCUGGCUGCAUUUUGAUGAUUUUUGAAAAAAAAAUGUAUUUGAAUUGUUCAUUGUAUUUUGUCUCAUAUUAUUCCGUUGUUAGUGGGUUUGCAGUCAUGUGUCUUGUUUCAGUGGAUGAAGGUGUGCGACCCAUAGAAAACAGAUCUCACAUUGUUACAGCGACACCUAGUGGAUCUACAGGGUACUACACCUCCUGGACACAUUUUGCAGGAACAAUAGAGACCCCCCUCCUCUCGCCAUCUCGCUCCUCACACCGCUCCUUUUGUCUUUCCAUCUCUCUGGGCUCUCCCGGCGGAUUCAUCCUCCCCGCAUCGCUUCAAUCUUCAUUCCUCCUGUGUUUAAAUCCCAGCCCCACCGAGAUGAGCGUGGAGCCCUGGGCCAGCCCGCAGGACCAGGCAGCCGCUGAGCACUCACACAGCACACACGCGCCAUCCUCCCAGGACCAGGACCAGCACCCCGACAAGCUCUGCCUGGACUCGUUCUGGAGUGAGGUGGAGACCAUUCAGCAGGGGAGUGGCUAUACAGACCUCGACUGCAGCAGGAGAGACUCCAGACAAUCAGAGGAAGGCGAACAGGAGGAGCAGUGGUUGGCUGAUGCUGGCUUAUCGACCCUCAUCAGCGAGGACAGCGAGGAUGUAGACAGAGCGGUGCUGCUGUCCACUCUGACCCGGACCCAGGCCGAGGCCGUCCAGCGUCGACUGGAUUCCUACACGCUGUCCCUCCGCAAGAGGAACAAACCGGCCCCGCGAGACGUUCGCGACAUCUUCAACUCCCCCAUCACUCAGACCCUUCUUCCUGAGUCUCAGCAUACCGAAGACUCUGCCCAAACCAGCAUGGCAUCGGUUGCUAAAAAUCCCCUUUCAGCUGUGACGCCGGAGCAUCAUAAAGGCGCUCCAAAAGAGGAAUUCUUCAUCACCGACGUGGCUUACUGCGAACAGGCCGUCAUCUUCCUCAAACAGGCCAAACUUCCGCAGAACAACAGCCAACGCCGAAAAGAGGAUGGCACCCUGCCUCGGGUGAUCUGUCCCAAGUGCCGUCUAGGAGUGACCUGUAUUCAGGAUCUCUCCCACUCUGACAUGAAGAAGGUGCGUCAGUUAGCUCUCAUCGACAUGACGGCACUGUGUGACCUUUUAGAGCUGGAGGUCAAAAGGCACAAAACCGGCAAGAGGAAAAUCCCAGAGAGCACGCUCUACGGUGUGCCGCUGGCCACGCUGCUGGAGAACGAUCAGAGAAUUAAGCCCAACACCACUACUCCUCUCUUCAUGCAGGAGUUGUUAUCAUUUUUGGAAAAAAAAGGUGUCGAUUCGGAGGGGAUUCUGCGGGUUCCAGGAUCUCAGUCAAGAAUCAAGCUGCUGCAGCAGAACUUGGAGACCAACUUCUACUCAGGGCAGGUGAGCUGGGACGAGGUGAGUCCGAACGACGCUGCAGCGCUGCUUAAGAAGUUCAUCAGGGAGCUGCCCGCUCCUCUGCUCACCGCCGAGUACCUCAACACCUUCAGCGCCGUGAGAGACAUCACAGAGCUGAGGCAGAAACUCCACAUAUUGAACCUGUUAAUCCUUUUGCUGCCUGAGCCCAACAGGAACACACUGAAGGCCCUCCUCGAGUUCCUCAGUAAGGUGGUUUCUAGGGAGAAGAGGAACAGGAUGAACCUGUGGGCCGUAGCGACCAUCAUGGCUCCCAACCUCUUCCUCCAUAAGGCCGUCCCCAGCAGGCUGACGGAAGGGGCUGAGAAAGGACACGUGGAGAAGGCAGCUGAUGUCAUGAGGCUCCUCAUCCGCUACCAGGACCUGCUCUGGACGAUCCCCAAUUUCCUCAUGAGCCAGGUGCGUAAGCUAAAUGAGAACAGUAACCGGCGUUACCAGUUCUAUGAUCGCCGCAUCAAGAACCUGCUGAGGAAGAUCCACACAGACAGCCGCGAAAAACCUGAUAAGAACACCCCAGAGCCGUGCCGCACAGUGAAGAUCCAGGUCGGGGAUCUGGUGAGCAGCACCAUGGAGUUCCAGCUCAGCAUCAACUCCCGAGCCUCAGACCUGCUCGCCCAGUUUCAGCGCCAGUCCCUCCGCAGCCCGGACAACGGAAAGGGCAAAAUGCGAAGAAACGGCUCCGUGGCGUAUCCUGACUGCGCGCUGUACGAGGUGGGAGGGAAUAUUGGUGAGCACUGCCUGGAUCCCGACACACACCUUCUGGAUUUGUACAACAGCAACUCUGGAGGAGAGUGGGUCAUCAAGAUGAAACCCAACGGCAGCAGACAGCUGUGAAGGACCCACGAACAGAUCGGGGAACAGGUUGCUUAAGAAGGACAAAGGCAGAGCCUAAAAAAAAAGAUCAAAUCCACGCAGCCCUCUCUUCUUGUCCUUUUCAUCCUUGGAGCAGCACGGGAGAAGGAGACAGAUGGUCAGAUGGAAGGAGCAGAAACAGAUAGAAGGAGAAUCUGCCAGGAGCAGAGCCUAAGAACCGUCUAUGAUCAGAUGAACACACUUUGCCCUCCGUCUCUUUCCCUCUACCCUUUUCUCUCUCUCCAUUUUCCCCUUCUUUUUCUCCCAUCACCCUUUCAUUCCUCGCCUGCGUUACCGUGGGGCUGCGACGCCGCGAGCACAAAGACGCUGAUUUGACUCAUUACUUCCGACAGAGAACCUGCUGCAUAGAAAACAGAAGAGAGAGGCUGGGCAGUUCGGUUCAUCAUCUUUCCUCUCAAGCAGUCAUAUACCACCAUGAGCGAGCAGAUGGGGAUGCAGAGCACCUCUGGCUAAAGAGAGCAAAGGCCCCACCCCCUUCUCAGGCCAGUAAAUGUGUUUUCAAAUCAAAGUUUUUUGCAAAAAGCUGAAACAUGAUUCAGGAGCUUUACGAGCAUAUUAUUGGUUAAAUUGGUGUCUAAUCCUGUGCCAGACAGUACAUUUUGAAGACAUUUUGAAGAUUAAUUAUUGACCUUGGAAACUGCAGUUAGUUGCUGUUUUUGGAAAUGUUGAUAUGGCAGAGAAAUCUGCUUUCUCCACACAUUUACCUGAGGAAAUCUGGUUUCUCUAAUCCCCCUAUCUGAAACUGCAUACAAACACAGUGGCAACAGUAGUUAUCCAUUGAGCUUAUGAUUUGGACUAACUCUAGUUAUAUGUAAUACUUUUUGAAUUGCUGAUAAUUAAAAAAACAGUAGCGAUGAAAGAUAAUUAAAAACUAGUGGUUGCAGCUAACCUGGAGACAGGACUUUAGUUACCAACUGAUUGAUCAGUAAAUAGACCAGCUCUUUUCCAGCUCAGACAUUUUGAUCAAAAAGUAAACAAAGACAAAGGAUUCUUGUCUGUGCCAUUCAAAGGGAUGAACGGAUACUUUCUUAUCUGUGAAACGCUGCAAUCUCCUGGGCCUUAUAACAAAAAAAAAAGAAAUCCAUGGACUUCCAAGGACCCCUGAUGUGUACAGAACAGUGCUCAAAGAGACUUUUCUGUACUUCUUUUGAUACCAAGGGAUUUGGUGUCACAACCUCAAGGACAGCUCCUGCACCUCUAAAGGGAGUUAUUAAGGACUCAGUGAAGCUGGUCUUCAGUUCUCAUUUUUAAACACAUGAAUGGAGCCAAAAGUGCUGCAUUGACUCUUGGGGUAAACUGGAAUUAUUGUUGUUAUUUAUAUGAAUGUAAUGCCAUUGUUGCUUCUGUAUGUGAUGAGUAUUAUGUAGGCUGUAGAGAGACUUUAGGAUAAUGUGGAGUUGCUCCACUCAGUGUAAAAGUAUGUUGUGUGAAGUCAACCAUACUCAGUGUGGAUAUUUGCAGUGUUCUUGUACAGAUUUAUUGAUGCCGAGUUGUUUUCCGAUACAAUAUGCCAACAGUA